AUGGUUGACUUGCAGAAGACACUGUCUGAAGAAGAGAUGGAUGAUAUCAUAUAUGAAGCGAGAGUGGGGGAUCUUGAUUCUUUGAAAGAAAUUUUCGAGAAACAUGUCGACCCCCAAACGCUACUGACCAUUAAAGACGAAUACACUUUAGCUACCCCCAUACACAUGGCAGCGGCGAAUGGACAUGACAAGGCCUGUCGAUACCUAUUGGGGUUGCUUUCUAGGAACGAUGCACAGAAUUUAGUUAAUAAACAGAAUGAAUCGGGAAAUACGGCGCUGCACUGGGCAGCGUACAAUGGGCACACAGAGACAAUCAGGGUACUUUGCGAAUUUGGCGCAGACCCAUUCCUGAAAAACAAGUUCAACCACGACGCUAUCUACGAGGCAGAGAAGAAUAACAAAUCUGAAGUCGAAAAGUACUUCUUGGAGAAAUUCGAUAUUCAGCAGGACGAUGAUGAACCGGCACAGAAAGUCCAGUACAAGGAGGGAACGGAGAUCGAGAAGGCAACGGAAGAAUCGCGUGAGGUGGAAACUCUCCGGAAGGGGCUCGAGUCUAAUCAGUUGUGA
Messenger RNA from Ogataea haglerorum, 567 nucleotides. RefSeq lists its product as uncharacterized. The transcript has a single exon. Gene Ontology annotation, molecular function: protein binding. NCBI's taxonomy places the organism in Eukaryota, Fungi, Ascomycota, Pichiomycetes, Pichiales, Pichiaceae. Bases 1 to 567 code for a protein of 188 amino acids. The record is from RefSeq and is a predicted model, not a curated record.